CCUUCAGCGUUGUGGUGUGGUGAGGGGAUUUUGUCGUAUGUUGGACAUCGGCAUGAUUAUGUUGAACGGGAUGAGGUUCCUAGUGGGUCUGAGGUGCUUUUCCAGACACAUUUCUAACGAUAUUUCCAGAAGACACUUUCCAGGUUCUGGAAGGUCAUGCGCUGGUCAGUUGAUGAGGUUCUGCUCCAUAACUUCAAAAAGCACGAAAGAACAUGAUAAUGGUAGUCUGAUGCUAAAGCAUCUAAUUGCAAAAAUAAAGUCAACAGGCCCAAUCUCUGUCGCAGAGUACAUGAGAGAAGUUUUAACCAAUCCUGUCACAGGUUAUUAUUACCACAGAGAUGUUCUGGGAGCACAAGGAGAUUUCAUUACAUCACCUGAGAUUAGUCAGGUUUUUGGAGAACUACUGGGAAUUUGGUGUGUAAGUGAGUGGAUGGCUGCUGGUAAACCAAAGGCAUUUCAUCUGGUAGAACUUGGGCCUGGCAGGGGGACUUUAGCAAGUGACGUUCUAAGGGUCUUCAGCCAACUCAGUUCUGUGUUGAGGGCAUGUGAGAUUUCUGUACAUUUGGUCGAAGUGAGUCCAAAGCUCAGUGAAACUCAAGCACGGCUUUUAACUGAAGGGGAGCACUGCUUAUUACAUGAUCCCAGUGCUGCAGUUUAUAAGACGGGUAUUACCAAAACAGGGCUUCCAAUUUCCUGGUACAAGGACUUACAGGAUGUACCAAAAGGUUUUGGCUUUUAUCUUGCACAUGAGUUUUUUGAUGUGCUUCCAAUCCACAAGUUUCAGAAAACCAAGCAGGGAUGGCGUGAAAUACUGAUUGACAUUGAACCACAAUCACCAGAAAAGCUUCGGUUUGUCCUAGCACCCUCUGCCACUUUUGCUUCAAAAACAUUAAUUCAGAGAGAUGAUGAAAGGGACCACAUAGAGAUCUGCCCUGAGGCUGGUGUCAUCAUCCAUAGUCUAGCCAGUCGAAUCACUGAAGAUGGUGGAGCAGCACUAAUAGCUGACUAUGGCCAUAACGGAACAAAGACCGACACAUUUAGAGGUUUUCGUGGACAUCAGCUUCAUGAAGUUCUCAUGGCACCUGGAACAGCAGACUUGACAGCAGACGUAGAUUUCAGCUACCUGCGGCAAAUGACAAAGGGAAAAGUGACCACCUUAGGACCAAUUUCACAGCAGGAAUUUCUAAGGAAUAUGGGCAUUGAUGUAAGACUUCAGGUACUAUUGAAAAAUACAUCUGACCCAGCCACACACAAAAACCUAAUUGAAGCCUACGAUAUGAUAAUGAAUCCUAAGAAGAUGGGGAAACGAUUUAAGUUUUUUGCUUUGAUGCCUCAUGGUAGAGUAGUAAGUCAAGACGCCAAGCCUGUGAAACAUGGCCGAAAGGCAUCACCUGUUGCAGGAUUCAGUGAACUGCAUUUGUAAAGCAGGACCAGGAAAACUAGUCGGAUAUGAUUUUCACUGCCCUGCUACACCGUAAGUGAAUAAACUCAUGGUGCUGAAUCCAAUGUCAAACCAUUUUGGUUAUGUAAAUCUCGUCCUAGGAGUAAUUCAUAAAUGAAUUGAUCUAAGUGUUUCCAUUAUUGAUUGGUUAAAUGCAUUAUUCAACCAAACGUCACCUUGCUGCUGCUCACCCUGCAUACAGUACAUUAUUUAGGCAUCAUAUUCUGAUGUGGAAAAAGUGGAUACAGUGUUAAGUGACAGGUUGGCAACCAACCCCACUGCUGGUUUUGGAUGUUAUGAACGUAUGAGUUGUGACUGCACCCAUCUGGGCAAGUGGUAAGUAUUCUAUCCCAAUGCCUGUUUCACCCUCGAAAGUGAUUGUCACCUUUCAUACAGCAUCUGGCCCUUACAGUUUUCAUAACACAUAUUGUUGAUGUUAUUUUUCCAUUCAGUCAUUAUCAGUGAAAAUUGGUUGAGUAGUUGCUGAGCCAGUCAAACUUGGCACUUAUCUUCUUAAGUCUUUAUCACAAGAGAAUAACUGAAUGGAUUAAAACUAUGGGGGCAGGAGGGGUGGGUGUUGUAAGUAGGAAUAGGAAUGUAGAAAAUGGGUGUCAAUAUUAGUGAACAGAUUUUUACUGCCGCAGAGGUUGCUUUUCUGUAUGUAUUGAUGUCGUAAUGCUUUUGUUCUGGGAUUGCACCAUUGCACAUGGGUUCACUCUGCUGGAGUCCACCCCGUUCGGCAGCACUUCAGUGUCUCAGCACUGAGUACUACAUGCAACAAUGAAUUUCAAUUUUUUUUGUGUGAUAAAACAAUUUCCAGGCAAGUGCUUGGAUGAUUCUUCUAGCAUUGGAAACAAUUGCUAGAACUGGUUUCAUCAUCUUUUUCCUUCCAUUCUAACCACUUGACCUGAAAUCUUCAUCAGCCUACCAGCUUAUGUCAUCAAUGAGAUAAUCUUUUCCUGACAACUCUUCCAACUUUCCUUUUACGGCACUUGUAUCAGUUGUUUUGUUUUCUCACACAUCUUCUCUCCCCUAAAACUACCAUCUUUCCUUUCAUGCCUAUUUAUUUCCCUCCCUUCCUUGGGUCCUUGAUGAUUCCUAACUUUUAACAACAGCUUCUUUUGUUUACAGCUAAUGAGCUUAAGCAAUAACAUGAAUUAUCAUUGUUAUGAAUUGAAUGGUAGUGAAUUAUUGCUUCUCAACGCUUCAACCUUUGUAUUAAUGCUUAUCUUGCCUCUUUGAUACAGCUCCGAGUCUCCUAUGAAUCUGUCCUCGACUUAUUAUUUUGCUAGAUGUUGCUCCUCAGUUACAUUGCUUGGAAGGGUCAGCUUUCACAAAUUGCAUUAAUAAUAGCCCCUCUACAUCUCUAAGCCCUUUGCUGCCUCAAGUACUUCCACGCUGUAUGAUUCUUUGCUGAUUAUCAGACAAGUAAUGGAGGGAUAUAGACCAUGUUCAGGCAGAUGGGAUUAGUUUAAAUUGGCACCGUGGUGAGCACAUAGUGGGCCAGAUGGCCUGUUGUGUGCUGUAAAAUGUUCUAUCAUCAGGUUUUAGAUAUUCACAACAUUGAUUUGAGACAUUGAGGUGCAUAAGAUUAACUUCCUCGGUUAAAAUGAGCACACAAAUUUCAUUUUGUACCUCUAAUUUCAGCCCUUAGUAACUUUCACAUAGGCACCUAUAUCUUUUGCAACCUGUAUUCUGGUUGUUGGGGGAGUGGAAGGGACCAGGUUUGGAUGAUGGGGUGUGAUGCGGCAGGGAGAGGGACUGAUUGGAAGAUCUAUUCAUACAAUUUUCUGACCAGGGCAUUACUACCAAGGCCAAUAUUUAUUCCCAGCCUAAUUGUGCUUGGCAGUAAAGGUGCCCAGUGGGUGGUGAGGUCCAGUAUUUAGACCCAGCAACAAUGUUUGCACGGCAGUAUAGUAUCCUAAUUGGUGGUGGUUUCCAAUUUGCUUGCUGCCCAAGGGUUUAGAAGGCAACCUUAGUGGCCAGGUGCAUAAGGUUUGUGAUGUGUCCCAAAUGCUCUUUUCUAAAUGAAAAUAUUGCAAUAUACACUUAAUACAAAGUACAGUAUACCAGUGGUGGACAGAGAUUGGCAACCGAAAUGCUGCUCAAACAUGCUGCAUUGUCCUGGAUGAGGUGCAUAUUUAAAUGUUCUUGGAGCUGCACUCGUCCAGACAAAUGGAAAGUAUCCAUCAAAUGCUACUGACUUGUGCCUUGGAGAUGGUGGGAAAAGCCAUCAGUCAUGCACCACAGAACACUUGCUCUCAGAUCUGAUGUUGUAGCCACAAUGGUUAUGUGGCUGGUCCAUUUGAGUUUCUGCUCAAAGGUGACCCUCUGUGCUGUUGGAAGACAUAGUGGUAGUAAUGCUUAUUGGAAAGGAGGGGGCCCAUGAAGAGUAGUGGCUGGGAGAUUCUUCGGGAUACAUGUAGGGGGAGGGAUUUAAAAUUUAAAAAAAAAAGGGUUCUGGCAGCAGUGGUGGGUGAAUCUGGAACCUGCUAAAUGGGGAUGGUUUGAGGAAAGUCUUUCCAGGGUGGUAAGUGAGGAAGGUCAAAGGAUAUAGAUGCAUCUGGGAGGUUUACAAGCUGUGAUACGAUGACCAUUGUGUCCCACAACAGAAAUCCCUACCGGAACAAGGUGGUCCAAGUUCACCUGUAAUGCUCCAUAAGUACUGCACAAGGAAUGACAUCAUCCCGUGUGCAGUGCUCCAAAGGAGUAUUAGAUGGGGAAUGACAUCUUGUGCCCUGAUGUGGAAAUCACAGUGGGUAACUAAUGACUAGUAGUACAGGUGGGGUUUUAAGUAUUGUGAAUUUAUCUGGAAAUGGUGAUGAUUAUGUUUCACUCAGGGGAUGUAGAGUUUUCAAUUGCGUAACUAUGAACAAAGCAGCAUUAUGCAAUUAAUUUUCCAGGAAGAUGUCCAUUAUCAACAAGACCACUUUCUUCCAUCUCUCUCCCCAUUUUGGCUUCUUUCCUGCAGCUAUCUCGCACAGCUAUCUCCAUCUUGCUGUUUGAGUCCAUCUCAGCCAACUCCAAAACUCUCUUAUUUUGCCACCAGGAAAAUAUUACUCAUGCAUCUGUCCUUCAAUCUUUAUAGGUAUCUAAAUCUCUCCAGAAGCAGGUCCCAUCCUCCUGAUUCCCUGAAUACAACACCAAGUGUAUUUCCCACCAAACUCCUUUUCCAAAGAUUGCCAAUUGCACUUUCAUAUUGAGUCCUACUGGCUGUCCUCAUUGAUGACUUUCAGGUCUCACCAUCUCUGCCACUUACUUAAAAUGUUGUUCACACCUCAGUGUUGCUGCCAUCAUGAUAUGCCAUCCAUUCCCUUGCACCACAUUAGUAAUGCCUUGAGGUUAAAGAUAUUAUAUAAAUGUGAACUGUUGUCAGCACUUGAACUGUAAUUUUGCAAAUAAAUGACAGUAAAAGUAACAAUUUUAAAUUCCAAUCAGUUUUAUUAAACUGUAAGUACUAAAAUAUACAAAACACUUUUCUGUAAGAUUCCUGCCAAGCCAGUGGCAACACUGAUGAUGUAAAGAUUCUCAGGAACAGCCUGUAAAUAUUUCCCAACAGUUAUCAUAAACUGACUGGUCUUUUGUGCUGUUGUCUUAAGUAUGGUUCCUUAUUUCCAUCACACUUAAUAGUAAAUAUAGACCAUGGCAACUGCACUGAUUAGUUGGUGCAGUGUAAAAAUGCUGGAGAGCCCUUAUUAAACCACCACUAUAAUAUUCAUGACUAUUCAGCACACACCAGGGUAAGCAAAAAGUGGAUUUUUUUAAAAAAGAAUCUCAUAGACAAAAACAGACUAGGUUAAAUAAAAUUUGGUUUUGCCAUCCAUUAUCUGGCCCCUGACUGUAUGUUCUAUUUAUUAAUUAAAAAAAGGAAAUAGUAUGACAUAUUUUAUCCCACUCAAGUUGAGAAUCUUUUACACUUCUAGUGCCUUCUCACUAACUCUGCCAAAGGACAUAUUUUCUGAACAAUUUGCCAAACAUUUGUUUAUCCUACAUGCAUUAGUUAGCCGGGGGCUCUUCCAAUUUUUGCUCUGUGAUGCAAUUUUAAAAACAGAGUGGAAUGAUCAGGAACCACUUGCAAAGUUAAUGCAUUAGAGCAUUAAAUUGAUUGUUCUAAUAUUUAAAUAAAAUAAAAAUCUUGAAAGCUAUUUAUAAAAUCUAGGUGAUUAUUACUUAAGGUUUAUUUCACUGUAAGGAGUAAUGCAACUCUGCAUAAUUUUAUUCACUGUCUAUACUCCAAUAUUACAGGAUUGGAUCAUAGAGACAGCACCCAUGGGACUUCAGUGAUGGUGGAUUACACAAGUGGGAAUCUUUGUUGGGUUAUGUAAUUGAGAAUCCUUGAGCUACAAAUACUCUUUAAUUUACGCAUCCAAAUACAGCUAUCAAUACACUGUAGUAUUUAUCUGCCUUUACAAACCAACUCCAGAACAUUCACCAUGUCUUAAGGAAAAAACAUGAAGACAAAGAUCCCUAUCAAAUAAAAGACAAGGAAUGCAGAAGCAAUAUUAAGCAAUGGUGCAAUUUACACAUUAAAAUUCCUAAACCAAGCCAAAUUUAGGAAAAUGGGAAUUUGAAUGUCAUGUUCAUUCUUCACCCAAUUUGCAAAUUUUGUACAGUACCAAUUCAAAGGGUUAGUUUGGUCCCUGUUGAUGAUGGAUGUACACAGGCAACAAGAAAUAUUCUCCAAGCAAAAUGUAUAAUUGAUGUGAUGCAAUUUUAGUUGCUUUAAUUUAUUAAUAUUUUAUAUAAUUUGACUAUACUAGAUCUGGUAUACUGUACUUCCACAUCCCUAAUUGUAACAGGUUAGGAAAGUAAUACUUGUCAAAAAGAAGAGGUUUACCUUAAAUCCUUAAAAUAGACUCUAAACUUAAUUUGCUUCCUUUGCCAAAAUUGCACUUAAAUCACAUAGAGCAAAGAUAACAGCACAGUUGCAAUAUAUAAAAACAUAUAUAUAUCUCAAACCAGAAGGAAAGCACUGGCUAAACUUAAUUUUGGGAAUGUUUGUGACUAUAACCAAGUUACUUCACUCCUUAGAUCAUCUUCCAGUAUUGGAGUGCACAAUUUAGUCUAAUAACACUCAAUUAUAACUAAUGCAAGACAAACUAUAGCACACUUAAAUAUACAAGCGUAAGCAAAAGGCUAACACUAAAGCAUAAAAUGAGAAUU
Pristis pectinata (smalltooth sawfish) is the source of this 6604-nucleotide messenger RNA. It is a transcript of the gene ndufaf7, whose product is annotated as NADH:ubiquinone oxidoreductase complex assembly factor 7. Gene Ontology annotation, cellular component: mitochondrion. Gene Ontology annotation, molecular function: protein-arginine omega-N symmetric methyltransferase activity. The transcript is spliced from 10 exons. The coding region runs from base 38 to 1423 and encodes 461 amino acids. Lineage: Eukaryota; Metazoa; Chordata; Chondrichthyes; Rhinopristiformes; Pristidae. The record is from RefSeq and is a predicted model, not a curated record. Gene Ontology annotation, biological process: mitochondrial respiratory chain complex I assembly.